UUGAGCAUGUUUAAUCUCUUCUUAACUGAAUUCUCUCUGUUGCUUUUGAGGCACAAUUUAUGAAGCAGAAUCCAAAGACCGUGCGGAUGUGGAUGAUUACCUGUCUUUUGUUCAGUGUGGGUCUGGCAACAUUAGAGAAUGACAGAGACUUUAAGAUGUGUGGAAUAUGGCGCCAUGGCAACGCAUCCCGAAAUCUGAAGUAUGAUUUGAAAACAGGCUGUGAGAAAAUUGAGAUUUUAGCAAAUGAGAGCACACUCUCUAUUCGGGGCAGGAUCACAGCGAAGUGCACGCGGUCUUCAUCCAUUCACCUAGAUUCAAACGCUCUUCAAAAUCAAAGUAAUUUCUGUGUGUUCUGGGAGCCACUGCUGGACCUGCUGAUAGUGGAGGUGAAUGGAAAGAAUCACACUCUGUGUGAACCAAAAGGCCUUCAAGGAUCCUGCUGCACUGACCUCUCACUGGGGGACCAGAAAGAUGCUAGUGUGUAUGGUAUUAUGAAUGGCAGCAUCUGUGGUGAUAUCAUCAGGAACGAUGUAAUGGAAAUAUAUACAUUUCAAGGGGGUUCAAUCAACUGCAAAGAGAAGUUCUGUGAUGAGGCAAGUCAGAAGCCCAGAGGAGCAAACAUGAUAGAGGAAGUAGUAAUGAAAUCCGGAACAACAGGUCAUGUGGAUCUACCUUGUGCUCAGAGCACAGUUAUUGAGAUGGAAGAGGGCUUCACAGGACUCAAUUUAACUCUGCCAGCCCAAUGGAUUGUAGCCCCAAAUACGAUACCUUCCGUUUAUCUUCCCUCGAGCCUGAAAUCCAUAUCUAGGAUUAAAUCCAAAGUAGUGUGUACUUACUACAAGGACCUAAGGUUACUUCAGGGGGGGCCGUCCGAUUCAUCUCUUCUGGAUUAUGUAGUUGGACUCUCUAUGGAGAAUGAGAUUAUCCAAAACCUCCCAGAACCUGUCAGAAUCCGGUUCCAUCACUCUGCUCUCCCAUCUAACUACUCUAAACAAUGUGUUUCAUGGGACACAAGAAAAGACAGUGAAGUAACCUGGAGAUCAGAGGGUUGCGAGACAGUUAUCAUAAGCGUAACAGAGACAGAGUGUCGUUGUAAUCACUUUGCUUACGUCACUGUUCUUAUGCAAGUGGAACAGAAGGCUACAGUUCGCCAUCUAGAGGCUCUGAUGUUCAUUACAGCUGUGGGCUGUACCCUGUCUUUAGUUAGCUGUUUGGUUCUCUUCUAUUGGCUGUGUAAACGCAGAGGAAAGAAAGAUCAGUCCUUACUGGUGCAUCGUGGGCUAGUGGUGGCAACAUUUAUUUUGUGCCUGUGCUUCAGCCUUACCAGUACACUAGCAAACAUUGGAAAUGAAACCGUUUGUAAGAUAACGGGAACUCUUUUGCACUACUCGCUACUCAGUACACUCUGCUGGAUGACUGUGGAAAUGUGUCACACGUUUUUGUUAGUGUGCUGUGUAUUCACCUCACGUCUUCCUCCAUGGGUCUUUUACUUGGCAGGCUUUGGUAUUCCAGCUGUACCAGUUUGUAGAUUGCUCUCUAUUGGUGAUAUUUAUGGAUAUAGGAAUAUUAUGACAAGUGAAGAUGCCACCAGUCUAUAUUUUAUAUGUUGGAUGGUCGAUUCUGACAGGAGCAGAUUGUCCCAUUUCCUCAUUAAUAUUGGUUUAUUGGCAGUUGUGUUGAGCUCUGGUGCAGUCAUGCUUUUCUUUGUGGCUCGGAACCGACCUGAGUGGAGGAAGAACCGCAUGGCUUUUCUCAGUAUCUGGGGUCUCACUUGUCUGUUUGGCACAACGUGGGGCCUCUUCAACUUUGUUCUUCUCACAGAGGUCACCCUCUUCCUUUUCUGCAUUAAUGCCUGUCAAGGAUGUUUUCUCAUGCUGCGAUACUAUACUCUUGAAUGGAUGAAAAAGAGAUGUGAAUUGAGUUUGGAUGGGGGCAGUACAGGAUCUGUUAUGUUACAGUGCAGAGAUGGUGUUUUAUAAGUGAGUAGGCCUACUGCGUCGAAUGCUCUCAUGGUCAUAAUAUUCAAUGUUUCUCGGAUGACAUUGUGCUCCAGAACACA
Molecule: messenger RNA, 2059 nt
Organism: Rhinichthys klamathensis goyatoka
Lineage: Eukaryota; Metazoa; Chordata; Actinopteri; Cypriniformes; Leuciscidae
Product: adhesion G-protein coupled receptor G5-like
Exons: 13
Coding region: 60-1979 (639 amino acids)
Biological process (GO): cell surface receptor signaling pathway; adenylate cyclase-activating G protein-coupled receptor signaling pathway
Cellular component (GO): membrane
Molecular function (GO): G protein-coupled receptor activity
Source: RefSeq, a predicted model, not a curated record